AGGGUAAAAAAGUAUAUCAUUCGAUUCGGUUUUCGACGCAAACUCCGAAUAUGAUAUUUUUAUUGCAUAAAAAAUGAGUUCUGAUGGAGAAAAUAGAGAAUUACGGGCAGAAUUGUGAUUGUUUCGCCCGUGAUUGAGAAAGAAUGUACUUUCUCAGAAAUGAAACAAAUUUUUGGAAAAAGCGAUGCAUACUUUUGUUCGCCUUUAAAUGCUGAUUGGAAUAGCUUAUGACGAUCGGAGAAAACUUUCAAAACCAGGGAGGAGAUAGGUUUGCGAGAAAGGUUGCUGAUUUUGUCGAGUGCUUACUCUUGCCAAGAUUGUGCAACACAGGUAUUUUGUUUUUUGUGACUCAAAGGUGAAUGAUUAGACUCAGUUUUGGAUGGGGAAUCCGAAUAUAUCAAAUUCGAAAGAUUACAGUCAGCGGAAGCGGUCACAAUCUCAAGUUUUCUCAGAGUGAUGCAAAUCUUUUGUUUUGUCGGUGCUCUUAGUAUUUUGAGAAUUUCUCCCCAAAAACUUGAUCGAAUUCGAAUAAUAUUUGGAAGUCUACGUUCAAGUGUCUUUUAGACGUUUUUGCAUUUGAUAUUCACAGUAUAUUUUAUAAUUUUAUUUAUUUUCAGUUGAAAGUGAAUCGUUUGAAGAAUCGGGCAUAUCGCAAUCGUCAUUAACAAUAAUUCGUCAUUUAACAGCAAUAAAAGACGAAAUAAAUGAUAUUAAUGAAAAAAAUCCAAUGGACGCAAGCAUCCUGAAAUUGUGUAAAAAGGUUAUUUUAUACAAAACAGUUGUAUUUUCUAAAACUAUAUUAAAUGAUUUACACCUGGGUGUAAACGUAGAAAAAGUUCUGAUGCAUUUGCAAAUACGUGGCAUCAUUCAACAUGGCAAAUUUUUACAAAAUUCCAAGUCGUCCCUUGAUUCAUAUAUAAAGAAAUUGCCAAUAUCACAUAAUGUAGUGGAAGAAGAAAUAUUUAGUAAGCGAUUAUCCACAUUUGAAAUCACAUUGGAAGAAUAUAUGAACACGGUCAACAUCAUAGCAUUAUCACCCAAAUUAAAAUGUUACUUGUCAAAUCUUGGCAAAAACGUUCUUCAAAGUCCACCAUAUGAUGCAUUAAAUAUAGAAAUAUUAGAAAACGCUAUACAUACAAGAAAUGAACAAGAAAAUGAAUUUCUUAAACAAAAUGAAGAAAAUGAAAAAGAUAGGAAUGAAUCAGUUGCAAGUCAACGACAAUCAACAAAUCAAGAAAGUUCGACAGUCAGUCGGAAGCGCAAGUCAAAAUCAACGGUCUCAGAUGAAGAAACAUUACCAAUAAAACGUGUACGUAAACCAAGCGCUAAAGGUGAAGGAUUUGCAAAUGAUAAAUCUAAGAAAAAAUAA
Didymodactylos carnosus is the source of this 1369-nucleotide messenger RNA. The record is from the annotation of a GenBank genome assembly. NCBI's taxonomy places the organism in Eukaryota, Metazoa, Rotifera, Eurotatoria, Philodinida, Philodinidae.